This is a messenger RNA of Nannospalax galili (Upper Galilee mountains blind mole rat), 402 nucleotides long. It is a transcript of the gene Pxylp1, whose product is annotated as 2-phosphoxylose phosphatase 1. The record is from RefSeq and is a predicted model, not a curated record. NCBI's taxonomy places the organism in Eukaryota, Metazoa, Chordata, Mammalia, Rodentia, Spalacidae.
CGGCAGUACCUCCUGCGGCUGAAGAACAGCCAGCUGGAGAGGACCUAUGGAGAGAUGGCGAAGAUCGUGGCCAUUCCCACCAAGCAGCUGCCGGCGGCCAACCCUAUCAUCGACUCCAUGCUCUGCCACUUCUGCCACAACGUCCGCUUUCCCUGCACCAGGAGUGGCUGCAUCGACCUGGAGCACUUCAAGGUGAUCAAGACUCACCAGAUAGAGGACGAGCGCCAGAGGCGGGAGAAGAAGCUAUACUUCGGGUACUUGCUCCUUGGGGCCCACCCCAUCCUCAAUCAGACCGUUGAGCGGACGCAGCGCGUAGCCGACGGCAGGAGAGAUGAACUCUUCACCCUCUACUCUUCCCAUGUCACUCUGUCUCCGGUUCUCAGUGCCUUGGGCCUUUCCGAA